Prorocentrum cordatum is the source of this 1053-nucleotide messenger RNA. The record is from the annotation of a GenBank genome assembly. Lineage: Eukaryota; Dinophyceae; Prorocentrales; Prorocentraceae.
AUGGUGUUUGCGAUGCGCCUUUCCCUCUUCGCCCUCCUGGGCUCCGAAGCAGCUGGCAUGAGCAUGCUGAAGCCCAAGGUCCGGAGGCCUGAGAAGUCGAGGGCGCUGCUGGCAACGAUGGUCAUGCCCGACGAUGACAUCCCAGUGGAUAUCAUGCUGGAGCACCACAUGCGCAUGAUGACUGGCAACUUGAGUUCAGUGGAGGCCGCCAUCAUCGACAACCGUCCGCCCUGGGCGGAGGCGCAGAGCACGCAGGAGCCACUCCUGUCGCGCUACCGCCGCUCGCAGGGCGCCACGGGCAACGUCCAGGUGAAGAGCGUGAAUUACACCAGGAUGAGCGCCCUGCUGGGUCGCUUCUUUGGCCAGAGCGAGCUCCAGCUCUUCAGCAAGAGCGUCAGCCUUGCCCUGGCAGGGCGAGACGCACCCGCGAACGUCACGAAGCUCGACCCCAAGGGCAAAGCUGCUCGGUUGCUUGGAAUGCUGCACUUCUUGGAACUUUGCCAGGAUGCCGACGCGGACAUCGACAUGUGCAUCUACAUGGACUCGACUACUUUCGUGUAUCGCGAGAACCAAACUGGAAUUGUCGAGCUGGCGUCGCAACUAUUCCGCAAGGAGCCGAACGCGGUGGUGCUACAGCCGCCAGACUUGUGCACCUACACGCGGACCUCCGAGAGAGGUGUGUGCAAGCUGGGGAACACGACUGGCAUCUACCACGGCUUUAUGGUGAUCAACCGUGAUCGUUUCGAGGGCUUCGCGCCCAUGGCGGUGGACGAGAUUGGCCUCUCGAGCAGCUUCGAGGACCUUCUGGCUGAGGGCCUCACCAAGGGCGGGGUCGAGGGCGCCGUGAGGCGCAUCAGGUGCGGCGGCACGUUCGCCAUCAACCCCUACGACGCGACCCUGGGCCGGUAUGCCUGCCAGGCGCCCAAUGCGAUGGGCCUCUCGUCGCUCGCGAAGUCCAUGACGAGCCGCAGGCACAAGGAGGCGAUGAGGAACGGCUUCUCCGCCGACUACGCCCGCUUCCAGGGCGGCGCGGAGGCCGCCCAGGCGCUGCAG